Molecule: messenger RNA, 1533 nt
Organism: Morus notabilis
Lineage: Eukaryota; Viridiplantae; Streptophyta; Magnoliopsida; Rosales; Moraceae
Product: serine carboxypeptidase-like 34
Exons: 11
Coding region: 1-1533 (510 amino acids)
Biological process (GO): proteolysis
Cellular component (GO): vacuole
Molecular function (GO): serine-type carboxypeptidase activity
Source: RefSeq, a predicted model, not a curated record
AUGCAAUCCUUUGCCGGCAGCCAUAGCUUGUUUAUUCAUCUAGUACUCCUAGCAUGUUCUGAGCAACUCAUAUUUGAUGGCUCCAAAAGGUUAAAUUAUAAGAACAUUAUGGGCCUCUCAGCAUUUGCUCUGUGCCUUUCUGUCUGCAUUUUCAUUGUGUCAUGGGGCGUCUCUUCUUGGGAACUAAGCCCCGAGAUCAAGGCUCAACAAGAGGCCGACCGAGUCAUAUCGCUUCCUGGCCAGCCUCCGGUGAACUUCCGACAGUACUCGGGAUACGUAACGAUCGACGAGAGCUAUGGAAAGGCUCUUUUCUAUUGGUUUUUUGAAGCGACGCACAAACCAGCCGACAAACCUCUUCUAUUGUGGCUAAAUGGAGGUCCAGGGUGUUCUUCAAUAGGGUUUGGGGAGGCCCAGGAACUUGGCCCAUUUCUAGUUAAAGAAGGGCCAUCCAUAAAGUUCAAUCGUUACACUUGGAAUAGAGCUGCAAAUCUCUUGUUCUUGGAAGCACCAGUUGGCGUGGGCUUCUCGUAUACAAAUACAACUCUGGAUAAUCUCGGAGACAACAUCACAGCAUGGGAUUCCCACACAUUUCUCCUAAAUUGGUUAAAGAGGUUUCCACAGUACAAAUAUAGUGAAUUUUACAUAUCAGGAGAAAGCUACGGAGGCCAUUACGUACCCCAACUCGCUGAGGUUAUCUACGACGAGAACAAAAAAGCAUUAACAUACGACACCUACAUAAAUCUCAAGGGUUUCAUUAUAGGAAAUGCGCUGCUAGACUACAACACGGAUCAAAAUGGGAUGAUUGACUAUGCAUGGGACCAUGCAGUGUUAUCUGAUGGAGCUUACAAAGCAAUUAAAUCAAAAUGCAAUUUCGCAAUUCUAAACUUUACUGCAGAGUGCAUUGAGGCCUUGUCCGAGUACUACAACUUGUUUUCUUUGAUCGAUGUCUACAGUUUGUACACUCCAACGUGUCCCCUCCCUGCUCCUUUUGCUGCUGCACAAACGCUUAAAAUCGAAUCAGAACCGAAAUUCACUUCUGGAUUCGACAUUUUGCGUAGAAUACCGGCAGGUUACGAUCCAUGUAUAGUGAAUUAUGCAACAACGUACUUCAAUCGUCCAGACGUUCAAGAAGCCUUGCAUGCCAAUGUUACCAAAAUACCCUAUCCCUGGAUCCUUUGCAGCACUGACGUAAGCAAAGUAUGGAAGGAUACGACAUUUUCAAUGCUUCCAACAAUUAAGAAACUCAUCGAUGGGGGUCUUCGAGUAUGGGUCUUCAGUGGAGAUACCGAUGGAAGGUUACCGGUUACCUCAACAAGGUCUACAUUGAACAAACUUGGACUAAGCAUUAAAGAAGAUUGGACUCCAUGGUACAACAACAGAGAGGUUGGAGGUUGGACAAUAACCUACGAAGGCUUAACGUUUUUAACGGUGAGAGGAGCAGGUCACCAAGUUCCUACAUUUGCUCCAAAGCAAUCUCUCCAAAUCAUUGAGCACUUCCUCGCCAAUACAAAGCUGCCAUCUGUCCCAUUUUGA